ACUUCAAUAACCACAACCACCGUUCACAUUUUCACAACACAAAAUGCUCUUAAGUUAAUUUUUCACUGAUUUCAAUGACAUUGGAACAAAAUUAAUGGCACUCUUAAACGUUUAUUGACCACAGCAAAUCAAGUUAAGGAUAUAUGCGCAAUAUUGUAAUUAUGUAAACUUUGUGAACCCUCAAGCACCACCCCUCCUCCAGAUUACUAUUAUAUAAGGAGGAGUUAAUCAGAAGGGUUUGGCACGUUUUUUCUUAUUAUUCAUUUUGAGCGGUAAAAAACCAGUUGAUUGUAUUAAUCAGAUGAUUAUAUCGUUUUGGCGGGUUAAUAUGCAUUGCGUAGUACGGAGAUACGGACGCGUCCUUACGUCAAGGCUUUGCCGAACAUUCAGCAGUAUGACGAGCAAACCAAAUCGGCCUUUUACUGUCGUGGUGGAAGGAAAUAUUGGCAGCGGCAAGACAACCUUCCUAAACCAGUUCAAGAGGAUGCCAGAAGUCAUAGCUUUGGCUGAACCCGUUGAAAUGUGGCGUGAUGCAAAUGGGCACAACCUUCUAGACUUGAUGUACGAAGACCCAUCUAAAUAUUCAAUGGCUUUUCAAAGUUAUGUCCAACUGACAAUGCUGGAGAUGCAUCAGGCAAACUUUGACGUUCCCAUUAAAGUGAUGGAACGCUCGAUUCACAGCGCAAGGCACUGUUUUGUGGAAAACCUCUACAAUUCUGGAUUCCUUGCGAGUGUCAACCGUGCCGUUCUUGAUGAGUGGUACAAGUGGAUCUGCAAUACACAGGAUGUCAAUGCUGAUCUCAUUGUUUAUUUGUACACAACCCCAGAGACUGCUUUUGAGAGAAUUCAACAUAGAAAUAGAAAUGAAGAGAAAAAGAUUUCAAUGAGCUACCUAAAGACUUUGCAUGACUUGCAUGAACACUUCAUUCGAUCUGGACUAACGAAGCGAUUUUGCAAAGCACCAGUGAUAGAGAUUGAUGCAAACAAGGACUUGUCCGAGUUGUCAGCCAAAUUUGAUGAAUGCCGAGAAAGAAUCAUGAAGAGCUCAGUUAACAACGACAACCAAUUGUUGGAGUUGGAAACCUUGCAGUGAGAAUGUUGAGCUCAAAGUAUGGUAGUUUGUGUAGAGGCAUUUAUUAGCAACGUAAAAAGCAUUCCUCUCUAAAUUUUUAUUUCUACGAAUCUGUGGCCAAUUAUCUAAAUAGAAUUAAUUAAAAAAAAAAAAGACAACAAGUUUUGACAUUUGCACUUUUUAUUGUGUAGAAAAAUAAAUUUUGAAUAUGAAA
This is a messenger RNA of Neocloeon triangulifer, 1286 nucleotides long. RefSeq names its product deoxynucleoside kinase-like. The coding region runs from base 302 to 1093 and encodes 263 amino acids. The record is from RefSeq and is a predicted model, not a curated record. Lineage: Eukaryota; Metazoa; Arthropoda; Insecta; Ephemeroptera; Baetidae. The transcript is spliced from 6 exons. Gene Ontology annotation, biological process: nucleobase-containing compound metabolic process. Gene Ontology annotation, cellular component: cytoplasm; mitochondrion. Gene Ontology annotation, molecular function: deoxynucleoside kinase activity; ATP binding.